Aspergillus aculeatus ATCC 16872 is the source of this 1278-nucleotide messenger RNA. RefSeq lists its product as uncharacterized. The record is from RefSeq and is a predicted model, not a curated record. Lineage: Eukaryota; Fungi; Ascomycota; Eurotiomycetes; Eurotiales; Aspergillaceae. The transcript has 4 exons. Bases 94 to 1278 code for a protein of 394 amino acids.
CUUCUCGUAUAAUUUAGUUCUAAAUUAGUGUCAGCGCCCCCCUCAAAUGAGCCUCGAUGAGCCUCAACGAGCACCACUCACCGUUCCACAACCAUGAAAAGAACACGCAGAAGCACACCGAAAGUACGGUCGGGGUGCCCAACUUGCAACAUCCCCUUCAAAGUCCCCGGCAGCCAAGCCGACCGGCAGUUGCUGCACUUCUACUGCUGUCAAGCGGCGGAGAGUCUUUCGAGCUUCUCCGACCCGACUCUGUGGACGCGCCUCAUCCUCCAGCGCUGCCACACCCAGCCCAUCAUCCGCAAUGCACUCGUGACGCUGAGUGCCCUCUACCAGGAUCACCACAGCCACAGCGGCCAGCUAACGGGCAAGGAGGGGGCGAGAGAUAUCCCGCGACAACGACCAUCGCCCAGGGGUCUCCGGCUGAUCGCCCGGUCGCACCGGCAGCUGCGCACGCAUCUCUCCUCCCCGCAGGCCUCAUACGAAGUCGCCCUGAUCUGCGGGGUGCUCUUCUACGCCUUUGAAUCGCUGAUCGGACAGGCGGGCAACGCCAUCCGGCACCUGGAUCAGGCGUUGAUCCUGUUCCAGCGGUACCGAGACCAUCCGCCUCCGCCGCGGACCGCGUGUGGGGUGGCGGAGGAUAUCCUCCCCCAUCUGGGGGCUCUGCUGGCGCGACUGGACAUUCAAGCCAGCAUAUACGAUGAUUCCCGUCCGUUGGUGCUUAACACACCACUCGCCAACCUCCCGCCAGCGAUUCGUCAGGAGCGAUUAGCGCUUGACGCUGCCUUCCAGGCCAUCAUCCACUCCAUCACUACUACGCCGCACCCCAGGGACCCAAAGGUCAGACAGCACGUUCUCCUCUUACGGAUUCAAGCACAGCUGUUCCACGGUGUUCUACUGGAGAACUUGCACCGCGCACCGGGUGCAUCUUCAGUAUCCGCUGCCACGGACUCUGCGCUAAGCGCCGCUCUGAGCGAUAUGUCUAUGCUCCUCGACGAGUCUGACCUCGGCGGUGGGGGAGAAAGCAAGACUCCAAAUUCACGGCCAAGUAACGAUGCUCCACCCGGAUUUACCCUCACCACGCAGCUCAUCGCAGGGCUAUACGUCGUCUGCUUGAAAAGCACCGAUCCCACCACGGUGGACACAGCACUCUCCCUGCUACGAGACCCGCGACUGCCCCGACGGGACGGGCUGUGGGGUGCAAGUGUGGUGACCAAAGUCGUGGAGAGGCUGAAGGACACAGCCGAAAGCACUAACAUACUGUCCACAACUCCCAUUUGA